This is a messenger RNA of Diabrotica balteata, 824 nucleotides long. Lineage: Eukaryota; Metazoa; Arthropoda; Insecta; Coleoptera; Chrysomelidae. The record is from the annotation of a GenBank genome assembly.
AGUACGGUUUCCAAACUUCGAUAAAAGAUGGACUUGAAGAAUAACAGAAGAAGAAGUCAUUUCAUUACAAUAAUAAUAUAAACAUAACCUCACAAAAUCUGUUACAGAAAAACUGAUUUUUUAGGUAUAUCUUAUUAAUAAUAUCAAAUUUAGAAACUGUAUUGCAUUAAAAUUAUUUAAAUGAAUUAUUCCAGUGUUUAUACCCUUUUUAACGUAAGAUGUAUGAUAUCAAAGUUUACAUCUUAUAUUCCAAAAAAUACCUAUGCAAAGAAGGACAGUGCUAGUGUUAGCAUGAUAGGAGGAGCACUAAAGAAAAAGAAACUUGGUAAGUUAGGACCUGUAAUGGAAAAGAAAGUUUUACCUGUAGAAACUGAUCCUGAAAAAUUAGUUAAAUAUGCUUGUGGUAGUAACAUAUAUAAAACUGGAGAAGAUGCUAUUUUAAAAGAAGAUAAAGAAUAUCCAGAUUGGUUAUGGAAUGUAAGGUUAGGGCCUCCUCCAACUUUAGAAGAAUUGGACCCUGAAUCUAAACAAUAUUGGAGAUAUAUAAGAAAAAUGGCAAUGAAGCGAAAUAAUCAGUUAUCAAAAAUAAGGAAGUUUUAAUUUUACAUUUGAUUUAAAAUUUUUAAUAUUGAAGAGGCCAUUUUACAAAAGAUCUAGAAUAGGUGAUGACUAGACUUAAAUGGAUGCUUAAAAGUUGUUAAUUGGUGAACAAAAUAAUUGAUUUAAUUUCAAAUACCAAAUGUGCAAAAAUUUGUUAUAAUUUUAGAUUUUUUGAAAAAUAGUAUUUGUAAUAUAUUAUUAAUUACAAUCAUAUGAAAUCUUUU